GCAGCACUGGUCUAUCGUCUAUGGUGUGUCACAUGACCAUUAUUUUGUCCCCGUGAUCAAGAUACAGAAAAUUCAAAAUAAAUUGCAAUGGCCAAAGUGGAAAUAGAUUUAAUGGACGUUCACGAAAACUCCCUCGAUAAUAGUGCCGAUAGUGAAUACUGUGGAAUGGUGGAUGACGGCUCCUUUGAAAGCAGUGAGUGUGAGGGUUCACAAAUAGUGUCAAACGCGUAUCUUGAUGGUAGUGAGGACACCACAUCAUCAUACAGUUUCAAAGAUUUAUCCGGAGCAGUAACAUACAAACUAGUACAAAUGAAAGAUGAAGAACCUAGCGACAUGACCACACAUUCACCAUCUCACGUCAUGCCAAGUGGGGAGUUCUAUGUAAUAAGUAAUCCUGAAGAUAUAUUCAGUUCUUCCAACCCAGACAAGAAAGUCAUCAGAAGGCAGCCCCUACAGCCCAAAGCAGUUACAGCCAAAAAGAGGGAUGACAAAAGACGAGCCACACACAAUGAGGUAGAAAGACGGAGACGGGACAAAAUAAACAGUUGGAUCACAAAGCUGGCUGCGCUGGUCCCUAAUUCUGGACUCCCGGACACUGCCAGCAAAGGUGGAAUACUAGCCAAAGCAUGUGAAUACAUCACAGAGCUGACCGAUAAACAGAAGAAGUUGGAAAAAUUGGAAGUGGACAAUGAUAAGUUGGUAUUGGAGAUUUUGCGAUUAAAUCAUGAACUCACAGAACUGCGUAAGGAGAACUCAGCGAUGCACAUACAGCUUGCUGAGAAGUGUAUCUCCCUGCCUAACACCAGGCCAAAGGGAGAAAAGUCUUAGUGGAAAUUAAUAGUAUGUUCGGACAAUUAUUUAGAUAUUGUGAGGUGCUGACAGUAGUGACUAGAAAAUAGUGGCAUCGGUAGCACUGAACGGAUUGUAAUGCUGUUAUCAACUUGUUGAAUAAGUUAUACUCCAAGUGUAGAUAACAAAUAAGGUAACAGUUAGACAGGUAUAAAGAUAUACCCAUAGAUAAAAGUAGUAUUAAUUUCUUUUAUACAUUUUUUUAUGUUAUCAGGAUAAGACUUGUUGAUUUGUUAUGUAAUAAAUACUAUUAUGAAGUAAGUAGGUACUACAAA
Molecule: messenger RNA, 1124 nt
Organism: Aricia agestis (brown argus)
Lineage: Eukaryota; Metazoa; Arthropoda; Insecta; Lepidoptera; Lycaenidae
Gene: Usf
Product: upstream stimulatory factor 2
Exons: 7
Coding region: 88-828 (246 amino acids)
Biological process (GO): regulation of transcription by RNA polymerase II
Molecular function (GO): RNA polymerase II cis-regulatory region sequence-specific DNA binding; protein dimerization activity; DNA-binding transcription factor activity, RNA polymerase II-specific
Source: RefSeq, a predicted model, not a curated record